Messenger RNA from Plasmodium fragile, 723 nucleotides. RefSeq lists its product as uncharacterized. Gene Ontology annotation, biological process: protein stabilization; protein folding; protein import into mitochondrial matrix. The coding region runs from base 1 to 723 and encodes 240 amino acids. Lineage: Eukaryota; Apicomplexa; Aconoidasida; Haemosporida; Plasmodiidae. The record is from RefSeq and is a predicted model, not a curated record. Gene Ontology annotation, cellular component: mitochondrion. Gene Ontology annotation, molecular function: protein-folding chaperone binding; zinc ion binding. The transcript has a single exon.
AUGGCGCCAGGGGUGGUGCAAUCGGUGGGGCAUGUGCUGACCCGCUUCGCAACCCGGAGGACGCAAAUUGGAACGAGGAAAAUGUCAGCAAGUACGCUCAUUGGUUAUUUUCGCCCCCCUGGAGGAUCCUGUGAAAACAAAAUUAAAAACACAUGUGCGUUGUCCACGCAUGGAAGGGAAAUCCUGUGUGGGACUUGCCGCAGUGACAACCGGGUGUCAUUUGGUAAAGAGCAUUUUAGGACACUAAAUGGAGGGGGAGACAAAUCGGAUGAUCAAAAUGCAUGCAAGGGGGAAAUAGGUGAAGGGGAAAGCGGCCAUGUAAGCAGGGCUGCUACCGAUAUUGUUCAACUGAAUGAAGAUGGUAAGUCCGUGUCAAGUGACGGUCCACAUGGUACAACCACCGAUGUGAUGAAAACAGAAUCUGCAACAGAACCGGAAAGUGACCAAGUCAAAAAGGAAUACAUGGUGCUCAUGUUUACAUGCAAAAUAUGCGAAAAAAAAAGUGUGAAAAAAUUUUCCAAGCAGGCAUACAAUAAUGGGGUGGUUAUUAUUCGUUGCCCGUCCUGUGAGAACCUCCAUUUGAUUUCAGACCAGCUCGGGUGGUUCCAGGAGGGGAAGACGAACAUUGAGGAUAUUCUAAAACAGAAGGGGGAAAACGUCAUUAGGAAGUUUUCCUACAACAACAUGCUCGAGAUCGACGACCUGCUCAAUGCGUACAAGUGA